AUGUCUGCCACCACCAACAAGGCUCUCGUCGCCAUCGCCGACUGGGCGUCCUCCUCCGAUCCUGUCGUCUUCCGUCACCUCCGUGUCAACCACGGGGACUUCACACAACCUACUGUCCGGCAGGCCAUCUGGAAGUCGGUCACUAAGGAUGAUGAUUGUAUCAUCUUCGUUGGGUCCAAGAUGGAGACCGAUAUCGCCAAAAAAAGUACUUGGGACUCGAACUCAGAGGGUACUCCGACAUUCGCCACUUACGUUGAGUUUGUCGACCUGCUCGAGAAGAAUCGAGCAAAAAUCGGCAAGGGCCCCGACGCCUGGAAGAAGGGGUGGCAACCGGAUGGGUGGAUUAAGAAAUCCAUUGUGCCAAGCCGCGUCCUCGUCGUCAUGUCCAUCGAGCCACAGAUGCCCUGCGAGUGUGCUCUCGCCCUCGUUGCUGCGGCCCACUGGGCCAUGGACAUUUCUCAGCGAAAAGAGGCUGGCGUCCGGGUAUUGACAGUGUCCCCGGGGGAGGAGGAACCCGCCCUCGGGCGUCUCCUCGAGUUGUACUCUGUUCCACGAGCCCCUCAGGUUGACAUGAGUGAUGCAUUGCCUACCGGGUACCAGACUGUUUGCGCGGACCCCUUGGAAUUGGCUAGGCAUAUUCACUCGAAUUUGACGACUGGGCCAGCCGCCAAGGACAUGAUCAUGUGCUUUCCGCCACAUGACCGCGUCUAUGGGCUCUCGGAUCACUUCCGGCGCCUCCACGAGUCAGGUGAGGUGAAGGAGCCUUGGAUCGAGGCUGAGUCAAUUCGCUUGCAGAGGAGUGAGUUGAUUGUUGCCAACCUUCAAUGGGUAGAAGGUACCCCUGGCCACUUGAUAUCCGCGAGUAACGGGUUUCAUGCUACUUGUCGAAUUGCUGGCUUCGAUCGAGUGCACAUUGUCUUGGGGUCAGCCGACGUCGCUCCCGUCUUCGACGCUGUCACUGGCCAGAUCACGUCGACGGAGCUGGUUACAUCGCGAGACGAACGACUGGAGCAAGUAUCUUGGCUCGGGAGAGCAGACUGUCUCCCGGAGAACAUAUUCGUCUACAUCGAUACCCAGGAGCGCACCGUGGAGGAGUUUGUUGAGGCGGGUCACGGAUAUCGUCGCCUGAAGGUCUCCAACCGACAGCUGGGUGGCUUCCUUGGCUCCCUUGCCGGCAUGUCACACUGGGGCCUUGAUUUCUAUCAGAUCGCCGAGCAAUUCGUUACUGAGCAUGUUGCCUUGCGCGAGAUGACAGCCCGCAUGCUCCGUCAGGAGAUCAUCACCCAGCCGUCUGUCUCGCGAUGCGACGACAUAACCCUGGGGAUGCCCGACGAUGAGCGCAUCAUCUUCAGGACAGUGCUCCCCCUCCUCGACUACGACCACCGCUUAGCCUACUUCUUGGCGCGCCGCUCCUCGAGUGGUCUCGUGCGACAAGUCAAGGUCCAGGUGGCGGCUCUAAUGUGUGUUGGCCCCCAUGAGGUGGUUCGAUUCUUCAAUCCGGAUGAGAAGACGUCCGCUGAGAACUUGGCGGAUCUCGUCAAUGCUUGCUGGGGAUGCACCCGGCGGAUGGCCAAGACAGGCACCAUUUGGCUCAUGUCAAGUCUUUGGAAGAGGGUUGUCAACAGCAGCAGCAGCAGCGGCGACUUUGAGCCCAGCGUAUGCAGAAAAAGCCACAGUCACCUUCCCAUCCCGGACACCUCUUCCUCGGUGGACACGCAGAGGUUAUCCGAAUUGAAGGACCUCAUCGCGGCUCUCAAUACUGCACUCGGCAUCCUAGGCGUCCCCAACCAGUAUCUGGAUAUGACUCAGGGGAUCGACGAAAAAGACCUCACCAAGCCGCAGGAGUUGGAGCUACAGGUCGACUUGUUGCAUGCCUACCUGUUCCAACUUGUUGCGUCCACUAAGCAUCGCCAUGAUGGAGCAGAAGUCUUCAUGACUCAUGAUAUUUCGACCGCGAAGUGGUUUGGCACCAUCGCCGUGUGGUUCAGACUCAUGAUCGAUGCUGCUUGGCAGACGGACGGAAACCCCGAGGCUGUUUACGGCGUUUACCACCUUCUGAGACGCCGUGGUCAGCACGUCGAUUUACAGGAGUGGACUUGGAUCCCCAUUCAGCUAGUGAGUGACUGGCAUUUCGCCAACGCGGGGGAGGAGACCAUCCACAGCUAUUUGGCCAGUAAUCCCCUUCCAACGAGGAACUUCGAUGACGUUUAG
Ilyonectria robusta is the source of this 2211-nucleotide messenger RNA. RefSeq lists its product as uncharacterized. The record is from RefSeq and is a predicted model, not a curated record. Bases 1 to 2211 code for a protein of 736 amino acids. Lineage: Eukaryota; Fungi; Ascomycota; Sordariomycetes; Hypocreales; Nectriaceae. The transcript has a single exon.